AAACGUGCUACAGACGCGACUUCUCGUAAGACAGAUGAAGAACAUGAACCUCAUUUUGGUUUUCGUAUUGUUCAAUGCUUUCCAUCGAAAAACAACUUUCCAUGACCCCUCCCUGUUGUCAAAUAAAUUCGUCCCCGCGUCCUGAUUGAUUCAUCUGCUUUUUUUCUUAAUUAAAGGCCUCGCUACUUUCAUGGGGGAAAGUCGAGGGACGGGAAGAAGCAGAAGGCUGAAGAAGUAAGUACAGGCGGUGCACUCGAUAACUAGAGCUCAGCCUAGAGGACUAGUUUCAGUAGCAGAAUUAUAGUUUAACUGUGUAACAAAAGUAAAAUCAGAUUUAUUAUAUAGGGAAAAUCUUAUACCGGAACCGGUUGCAUCCUCUUGCGGCAUUUUCAUUUUCGAAAGACAAAAACAAAAACGAGCCCGUUUUGUGAGUAAGUUGUGGUAUUUGUGAUACAAAAGUAUCCUGGUACUUCAUCUCUACUCCGCUCCCUUGUCUUGACAUUCCUCGGCACUGUCCGUUGCAAGUUGUAUAUCAAACACGUAUAACACGACCAUACAAGAAAUUUUGCUUCGCACUUGAAGUUGAACUACCUUUGUACAACUUGACGUUUGAGUUUUGACGUUUGGUUUCUUUUGUUUCCAUUGCGCACGCACUCGUCCUGAAAAAAAGUAAGUAGGAAACCGACGUGGGACCACACGGAUAACCAUCGGCCAACAUGAUGGAGUUGCACUUCGCGAAUGCGCCCAUCAGCUGGGGCAUAAAUGAGUUUGGCAUCGAGAGCGGCAUGAAGCCCGAACAAAUGCUGGAUGAGCUGAAGUUGGCAGGCUACACCGGCACCGAGCUCGGCGACUACGGUUUCUUUCCAACGCAGCCGGGGCAGCUCGACGAGAUGCUAAGGUAUGAAUUUGAUGUACGCGGCAUGAAUUUAGAAAUUUGAAAUAUUCUUGCAUCCAUACUUGAAAAUGCGCAUAAGAAUGCAGAAGAUCUUCCACUUCACCAUUUACUUCGAGUUCAAUCGUUUUGUUUUCGCAUUCGAAAAAAUGCAGGGUACGUGGGUUGGACAUGAUCGGGGCGUUUUGCACGUAUGCGUUGUGGGACACCUCCAAGCACGAGGAAGGUCGCGCCUACGCUCGCAAGAUCGCGGCACAGCUGCAGCCGUUCGCCAAGCAAAAGUACCCGCCGCACAUUGUGCUCGCGGACAACGUUAGUGACCCGACCAGAAUAAGGCACACAAGCCGGAUCACGAAGAAGAUGUCGCUCUCCAAGCCGUACUGGGAAACGCUCGUGCAGGAGGUCGCCUACCUGAAAAACAUGAUUGAGUCCGAAUACGGCAUCAAGGUGCACUUUCACCCCCACUGUGGCAGUUUCAUCGAGACGCCGUGGGAAAUCGAGGCGCUGGUGCGAGACGUGCCGGGGCUGAAGCUCAUCUACGACACGGCACACGUAACCAUGGGGGCUGGAAACCCGCUGGCCUGUGUGGAGUUUCUCAAAAGACAUCCAGACAAGGUAUAUUUUUGAUGGAUUUCAGGUCCUUUGAGUUUGAAAAGUCUACGUGCAUGAUGCACAUUUUUUUUCUUCUAGACGACUAGCUUGCGCGCCAGUCGUAUGGAUUUUAAGAUCUGCAGCGAAGUAUUACUUCGCUCACAAAAUAAACACAACAGAUCCACAGCUUCCACUUCAAGGAUUACGACGGGAAUGCAACCGGCAAAGACUACUUUGAGCUUGUGAACAACGGCUGCUUCCCGGAACUCGGUCGAGGCAUGGUCGAUUUCGAAGGUGUCAAGAAGUGGCAACGCGACAACGACUUCAAGGGCUGGAUCGUUGUGGAACAGGAUCUUCUCGGCGACGCGAAAUCGAACCCACUGCAGUCCGCAGCGAACAACAUGUCUAUCAAAUGCAAAAAUGUCUGGGUCUGGAAGAUUGCCAGGUUUGUCAUGCACAUUUUGCAUGACUCCUGA
This is a messenger RNA of Amoebophrya sp. A120, 1959 nucleotides long. The record is from the annotation of a GenBank genome assembly. Lineage: Eukaryota; Dinophyceae; Syndiniales; Amoebophryaceae.